AUGAUGAAAUCUAUUGUUGAAACUUUGAAUGAACAGUUUACUGUGAGGGAUCUGGGCAACAUCAGACAAUAUGUUGGCUUAGACAUAGAACCUAUAAAUGGUGGGUAUCGUGUCUCACAGAAGGGUAAAAUAGCUCAGUUGCUAAAGAGCUAUAAAAUGGACCAAAGCAGGGGAGUGCAAUCUCCUAUGCUGCAGAACUUUGACUUAAAUGAUAGUAAUAGUCCACUGUUUGACCAAAGCAUCUAUCAGUCUUUGAUUGGAAGUUUAUCUUAUAUAGCUAACUGGUCAAGACCUGAUAUAGCUAUGGCAACUAACCAAUUGGCAAGGGCUGUAAAGGAGCCAAGACAAUGCCAUUGGAUUGCUGCUAAACAUGUCCUUAGAUACCUAAAGCAUACUUUGGAGUUAAGCUUGUAUAUAACACCUGUUAAGGAUCUAAAGGUGCAUGCUUACGCAGAUGCAAGUUUUGCUAGUGAUCAGAGCACCCGGCAGUCAACCACCGGACUGGCAAUUUUCAUGGGUGGUAGGGUGGAGAUCUCUGAAACAACGACAUGUGGCUCUCUCGACAUGCGAGUCAGAGUAUUCCGCACUCAGUACAGUCUGUAG
This is a messenger RNA of Heteronotia binoei (common prickly gecko), 603 nucleotides long. RefSeq lists its product as uncharacterized. Lineage: Eukaryota; Metazoa; Chordata; Lepidosauria; Squamata; Gekkonidae. The coding region runs from base 1 to 603 and encodes 200 amino acids. The record is from RefSeq and is a predicted model, not a curated record. The transcript has a single exon.